AUGACGGCAAGAAUAGUGUUCCGUGUAUAUGUUCUGGCUCUCCUGCUCUACAGCGCAGUAACUCAAAAAUGUCCUGCAGGUGGUAGAUCCGAGAGCUCCAUUGUGGGCUGGAUGUUACGAGGACACGUGUACGAUACUCUUCUCGCUGAACUUCCGUUUACGUGCGUAUUCAAGUGUCGCGAAGACAAUCGAUGCCAAAGUUUUAACUGGGUUAUCUCUCUUCUCACGUGCGAGUUUAACAACAGGACAAAGGAAGCCAGGCCCGAAGACUUCAUUCCAAACCAAGACAGAUCUUACUAUCGACGCGAUUUACAACGAGGUAAGCCAUCAUUAAGUGCCGGGGGUAAUCUUAUAUAUCAAAGAGCUAAGAAAUUUCAAUGCAUGAAGUAUAUGAAAGCGUAGGAAAGUUAGUCAUCUCUUCAGGCCUAUAAAAUGGCUUAAAGGAGCGAACAGAUGCAUUUUAUGCGAGUGAGAAAAAGCGACGGGUAUUUUUCUGGUUUUGUGCUUAUUCAUGAGCAUUUACAGAGCAUUUACAUUUACAGAGCAUUUACAUUUACAGAGCAUUUACAUUUACAUUUACAUUUACAGAGCAUUUACAGCACAAAACUCUUUAUGAAGUUAUAUAAGCCCGGGGCUUUAACGUUGAAUUUUACGGUAGUUCUGAAAUAGGUAUGUUCAAUAGGUAGCAUUCGUGAAUGGAAGGAAUACGAAAGGGGUACCUUUUUUGUCAAAAACGUUAUGUAAAAGGGUAAGGCGUUGGACCUCGGGGCGGAGCCUCCCUGUAUAAAACUUUGUUGAGUAGCGCCCCCUGCAUAAAGUAAAAACUAUGUAAGGGUAAACUCAAACUGAUAUUAAAGAAUUGUUUUUUAACCUUUCAGUUCCCCUUGGUUCAAUUCAAGAACUACCAGCUGAGACUUGUGACGAAAUAAAGAGGAGUGAAGGACACGCUGUUAGCGGGAAAUACUGGUUUUCCACUAUAAAAUCUGGUACAUCUGUCUUGGCUUAUUGUAAUACGGAGACCAAUGGUGAGUUUAGUCAGUUAUAUAAUCGGCGACCGCCGUUAAGCUGAUUGUGCCCUCUGAUAGGUUAAUUUAUGAUUAUUAGACAACUGACUUAAAUGUUUCAUAUUUAGUCACAGAUGUGGCGACUGAUGAAAAAUUAACCGAGAGAUUUAAACUGAUAAGACCCGAAGAAAAAAAGAUAAAUUUAAAAGGAAAAAAAGACUCAUUUCACGACGGAAUGAGUACUCCCAGCGUCACAUGUUAGGGCCUGCAUGAGAAAAUGCCCUUCAAUAAUUUUUUUCAUCAAUCAAUAUGUUUGUUGUUCUAGACAUUGACGAAUGCGGUGCUUCUACACCUGUAUGUGACAUCCAUGCCAACUGCUCCAAUACUCGUGGAUCGUAUACCUGCACCUGCAGGGCAGGAUAUACAGGCGAUGGAAAAACUUGCCAAGGUAGGAUAAAGGUCGAUUUACUGUGAUAACAACGAAGAUGGCAGAUUCCCAGGGACUUGUGACAACCAGUAAAAAUCGUCAAUCCAUCGAAUCCAGUCCGUUUAUAUACCGGCAGUGCAUGACAUCAUGCCUCGGGUUAUACUUCUGUUAUUAGAAACUUUUGGGUAAAUGUAAGUGUAUACAAAUUCUUUAAAAGGCCGCGCAUUAAGAAUUAAGACGUCUGAGGUCCGUUAUUUGACCGCGAAAAGUAAUGCUGUACGUACUUAGUAGUGUACCUAGCUCAGUAGAAAAAAAAAAAGAACAAAAUUAUAAAGCAACAGCAACCGGGAGAUUUAAACUGAUAAGACACGGAGAAAAAAGGAUAAAUUUUAAGGGAAAAAAUGACUCAUGCCACGAAAGAAUGGGUACUCCUCGCGUCACAUGUUAGGGCCUGAGUUUAAAUGCACCUCAAUAAUUUUUCAUCAAUCAGUAUGUUUGUUGUUCUAGACAUUGACGAAUGCGGUGCUUCUUCUCCUGUAUGUGACAUCAAUGCCAACUGCUCCAAUACUCGUGGAUCGUACAUCUGUACCUGCAGGGCAGGAUAUACAGGCGAUGGAAAAACUUGCCAAGGUAGGAUUAAAGGUUGAGUUACUGUGAUAACAACGAGGAGGGCAGAUUCCCAGGGACUUGUGACGACCAGUAAAAAUCGUCAAUCCAUCGAAUCCAGUCCGUUUAUAUACCGGCAGUGAAUGAGAUCAUGCCUCGGGUUAUACUUCUGUUAUUAGAAACUUUUUGGGAAGCCUGGCGGAAAACAGCCGACAUUUGGCGACGCUACCACCGGUUUCCCCACCAAAUGGUGUCUGAGAAACGAGCGCAGAAAUUCCGUACUGAUCACCUGUUACUACCCAGAUCUGGGUAGUACUUCUGAUUGGUCGUGCAGCGUGGGAAAUUUGAUUAAACCAAUCAGAAGCACUACCCAGAUCUGGGUAGUGACGCGUCAUCAGUAUGAAAUUUCUGCGCUAGUUUCUUAGACGUCAUUUGGCGGGUAAACCGGUGGAAGCGUUGCAAAAUGUCGGCGUUUUCUCAAGCAACUUUUUGGGUAGAUGUAAGUUUAUACAAAUUCUUUAAAAGGCCGCGCAAGAAAUAAACCGUUUGAAGUCCGUUGUUUAGCUGCGAAAGUAAUGCUGUAAUUACUUAGAGCGCACCUAGCCCAGCAGAAAAAGAAAAACAAAAUUUUGAAGCAACAGCAACAGAGAGAUUUCAACUGAUAAGACAUGGAGAAAGACAGAUAAAUUUUAAGGGGAAAUGGGUACUCCUCGCGUCACAUGUUAGGGCCUGAGUUAAUGCCCUUCAAUUUUUUUUUUUCAUCAAUCAAUAUGUUUGUUGUUCUAGACAUUGACGAAUGUGGUGCUUCUUCUCCCGUAUGUGACAUCAAUGCCAACUGCUCCAAUACCCGUGGAUCGUAUAUCUGUACCUGCAAGUCAGGAUAUACAGGCGACGAGAAAAUGUGCCAAGGUAUAAUAAACGUCGUUUUACCAUGUGAUAACAACGGAGAUGGCAGAUUCCCAGGGACUUUUGACGACCAGCAGAAAUCGGCAAUCCAUCGAAUCCAUUCCGUUUAUAUACCGGCAGUGCAUGACAUCAUAUGCCUCGGGUUAUACUUACGAGAUAAUUAUGAGAGAUCUAUGAAAAACGUUGAAAAGUUCUGACGUGGAACCCCGUUGAGGAAAUUCAGACUGUUUUCAACGGGGAUCGAACAAAGUUGAAUAUUUUCAUUAUUAUUAUUUCAUUUUAUUUUGUUUGCAAGGAGCCUACGAUAGAUCCUUGUGGAACUCCAAUAUUUUUGUUUUUCUAGACAUUGAUGAGUGCAGUGCUUCUUCUCCUGUAUGUGACGUCAAUGCCAACUGCUCCAAUACUCGUGGAUCGUAUAUCUGCACCUGCAAGGCAGGAUACAACGGCGAUGGAAAAAUUUGCAGAGGUAGGAGAGAAUAAUUAGCUAAUCUAAAGGACAGUUACUUUACUGUUAUAACAUUAAUUAUAGAAGUUUCCUAAGGACGUGCGACAUCGUAGCGUUCAAAAUGGUGGAUAAUGAGUCCGGCAAUCCGCUAAAUCCGCCGGUAAAUUUUCGUAUCCAGCAUUGUUUGACGUCAUACCUCAUGUUAUGCCUUUGCUGGAGGCUAUAGCAAGGAGCGAGCAACUUCCUUGUACUCUUAUCAAGGCGCUUUCACCGACGAUUUUGGCGUGAAUUUAGGUCUCUCAAACCAGUCAGCAAAACGAAAAUGUCUGAAAAUGGCAUUUUUGACCUUUAAAUAACUCUGUAUCAUGAGCCGCCACUUAAGACUGAUGCGCUACCUCACUUUCGUCCAACGUGCAAAUAGCGUAAAUUUAAAUCAUCUAGCUCAUAAUAAGGAUUAGAUUUGAAUAAGGAUGUAGGACAUUACAUUCGUUGUUUUAUUUUUCUUUCAAAAUAUUUCUUAAUUCUUAUUUAACAAUUUCACCUCAUCGAAGACUUUCCUCAAAUCUUUGGCCUAUUUCUCGGCACAGUCUUGCAGUGCUCCCCAAAAAGUAGAUAACAUCCAUCUAGUGAUUUGUUUUGUGUAUUCUUGCAAUUCUUCCGUUCAGUUUUAGUUUAAAAUUCAGCUGUUCCGGAUAGUCGUGAACGCCUUUUUUUUCAGAGUUCACUGGUGAAUAAUCAGCUAGGCAGCCGCACCUGGAAACGAUGUUGAUCAAUUUUAUAUUUAUAAGAUUCGAGCAUUAUACCUUCGAUUUUAUAGCAUAUUGCUCCAUCCUCCAAACAUGGUAAACGCCAUUUGAUUAGGGGCUUUGACCCAAUCAGAAACGGCGAAAUAUUUUUAAUGAAUGAUUGUAAUUAACGUAUUUUAUUUACGGUAUUUCAUGUUACAAGUUGUUCAUUUAUGUUCAGAUGAGUGAAACAAGCUGUAUACAAACAAAACGAAAGAGAAAACAAUACUGUACUGUGAAACUCGUCAAAUAAGUUCGUCAACUCACGUUUUUUAAUGUAAAAAUCGAAAAAUUUGUGGGUGGCAAUCUUUCGCAUUUCCGGUGUCUGGCAAGUUGGAUGGUAGAAUUUAAUUACAAGUGUCCGUUUAAUACAAGUUGGCAACAAUAGAAAUGACCAUUCAGAUACUCUUUAGGUGUCCACGUCCGCUUAAUAGAGGUAUCCGCUUAAUAAAGGUUUCAUAUAAAGUCAAUAAGGGAAAUAAAUUUGGGGACUUCGGCUACUGUCCUCUUAAUAGAGGGUAUCUGCUUAAUACGGUGUCCGCUUAAUACAGAUUUCGAAAAAAUUGUUACCUGAAUCACUUUUUCUUUUCCCUUCCCUUAUAUCAGGUUUUGCAGAGGGACUGACUGACUCCGUUAUCGUAGGAGAUAAUGUGCAUCACUUAGCUAAUUUAAGCACAUGGCUCAAACCAGUCGCCCAAAGCGAAUCUUCAAAAUGGAAGCGCUGUUGGCGAGCGUCCGUGGAUGGCUGGGCUGCCAGUACUUUUCACAGCAGAUGUGACAACAAAGGACCAACUGUAACAAUAAUAAGAGUCGGAGGGACGUACAUAUUUGGAGGGUACACUAAGAUCUCAUGGAGUGGUAAGUGAUCUUAUUUUUAACAGUCUAAACACCAUACAAAGCCGGCCACCCUUUAGUAUCACACCGAGGAUGCGCAUACUAAGCUGGAGGUAUUGUUGGCGUACGGACCCCCGACCGUCCCCUCUCCAACAAUACUCUUUACUUACUUUCUCCAUUUCAACAAAACAAUGUUUGGGAAUUCGGGUUUGUAUGUUUAACAACAAUUAUGUAGGCUUAUUUCAUCAGGGAAUCGUAUUCGUAUUCGUAAUCGUAACGUUGUUUCAUGCAUGGUGGUCCGAUUGAUACUCCACUGUAUUAAGAAAAUUAACAGCUUUUUAAAGAACAACAUGAAUUUAAAACAAAUGUAAUGGGAAAAUGAUGAAUAUGGGUGUUGGAGUGGGUUAGGGCUAAGUAUUUACGAAGACGACUUCCUCUCUGAUUUUCUUUUAAAAAAGCGCAAAUAAGGCGAAGUCAGUAGUAUACAACGUGAAGAAAGUUCUAUUACACAGGGAUGAGUCAGCUUGUCACUGAUGACUUUCACCGUUGUAUAUAAGCGGUUAUAUUCUUCUAAUAUUUUACCAGCCGCAACUCGGCCAGGAUUUUCUGCAAGCCAUGUUAGUUUUGAUUUUUGAGCUAACUUAAAUGGGUGCGGCUGGAACUUCAAACUUAGCGGGUGGAACUUCGGGAGUUGCAUCAGCUUUCUCUUCCAUACAUAAUAAUUUUAAAAAGUUAUGUCGUAAAAUUCUUAGACAAGGAAUUUUGCUGGUUCUUCGUAAAGUUAUUGUCCAGGUUUUUUCGCAGUUUUUUUUUUUUUUUGCAACCAAGAGCAGGCGGCCGCAGCGCACUGCCGUAAUACCACCCCACAGACGGAAACGCCGAGUUAAUUAUAAAAAAAAAAUCUCCUUGCUUAUUGUAUGUCCGUUUGCAAAGUUUCCACGACAACGCAGAGUUAAUUAUGAAUUCUUCUUGCAUGUCCUUUUGCAAAGCUUCCACGCUAUCCACUUUGACGAACAUACCAAUGGCUUUUCUACCGAGAAUCAAAAAGCUCUAUUAUAAUCGAUGUUUUGGUGGUCUUGCGCCAAGUCGUACGCCUCAUGCAAUUUAUAAAAUUUCGCCACAUCUUCGUCUGAAAGGAGUUUCUCCUGUUAAUGAGUUGGGACCCGGUCACCUCUUUGAAUUUUCCCGUGGAAACUUGUAAGCAUUGCCAGUUUUUCGCGUUGUUCUGAAAUUUUCUUGGCAGGUAGCGAAAUAGGUAAAUCUGAGGGUAUCGAGUUAUCGAUGGGCUACACUGUGACAAUACAGGAUAUGACAACCUUAGAAAAAUUUAUCUUAAUCAACACUCUCCACCAAUGCCAAAGUGUAUUAACCUCCCCUAGCGAGAUCACUCACAAUCAGUCAAUAAAAUAUAAUAAUCUUGACCAAUGAAGUCAAUGUUGCCGUCGUAGCAGUCGACCUAAGCAAAGCGUUUGACUCGGUCUGUCACAAUCUCCUUUUGGCCAAGCUUAAGGCGUAUGGGAUGGCAGAUAGUGCUCUGGACUCGUUAGCCGCCUACAUUAAAGGUCGACAACAAAGAUUCAAGAUACAAGGAACAUUUUCACAAUGGAAAGACAUCAGUGCUGGUGUUCCCCAAGGCUCUCCUCUUUUCCCUAUCCUGUUCAAUAUCUUUUAAAGCGUCUUAAAUCACUUUGCUCAAAUACCUCGGUAAGAUUAUACGCGGAAGAUAUAACUAUGUAACUAUACUGCUGAUACGUCUGCAGCCGUCUUAAAAUUUGUCACCAAUUAACGAUGCCUUAAGCUCCUUAUCGGACUGGUUCAAUGUAAAUUAUCUUAUAAUAAACCCAGACAAGACACAAGCUCUCGUCCUUGGUCAUUCAAAUUAUGAAUUCGCCCUCCGAAUCGAUAAUGCGUCCGUAACUGUUUCUGAACACUUAAAAAUUUUAGGAGUAACUCUGGACAAAAAGCUUGCUUUUAAGGAACAUAUUUCUCUCCAGUUGGAAAAGGAGUUAGAGAACGACAGCAGCACUGAGACGAUCACUUCGCUUUCUCCUGUUCGAAACUAUGAAAAGGCUUUACAAGGCAUUUCGAGUACUGUGCGCCUACUCUAAGGAAUUGGAAAGGGCCAGUCAAAGUCUAUAGCUUUCUAUUUGGCCAAAUCGUUCUCUUAUGAUGCAAGCGGCUGGUAUUCAAUUCUUAGAAUACCGCAGAAUUUUCCUAUCAUUAGUCUUGUUUUUUGGGUGUCUAAAAAUUGAUGCCCCCGAAUAUCUAUAAGCUUUUUUUAUGAUACGUAAAUGCGUCAAGAAUGAUUUGCGAGGCUUUGGCUUCAAGGUGCAACAACAAAAUAUCUCAUCAUCAUUGAACAUCAUGGCUUCGGCAUUCUUUCAAUCAUGUAAUACAUGUAAUUCGCAUCUGGAACAAUUUGCCAUCAGAAGUUCAUCAGUCUGAGGAUCUCGCGACUUUUAAAAAAACAUUUAUUCAAAUCGAAACCUUCCUUAGACGUCAAUUGUAAAUGCUCAUUAUAAAUUACAAAUGUGUUAAUACUUUUUAAUUGUUACUUGUAUUUUAUAUAUAUUUUUAGAUCCUUUUUACACAAUGUAUCAUUGCAAUUUUUUAUAUGUAAAUAAUAAUUAUUCCGGGAGUUUGUAUAGGUUUUAAAUUAUCCUUCCUGAGCUCCUCGUGAUAAAAUAGACUAUGCAGUAUGUCCGUCUAUGUCUGUCACAAUGUACUGAUCUUAGCGCUCUCUCGUAGAGUCUUUCAAUCUUUCUCCUAUCAGAUUUUUACAAAAGUGCCAGACCGUCUGACAAUAAGUUAAUUGUGGCAAAAUAAAAGAUUUGUAAUUUCUAAGCUUUGAUAGUAAUGUUGAUAUUAAAAUUUUUAGUCUCACCAGGACCCCUAUUUUCCUAGAUACUCUUUUAGAUAGUUCAUCUACGGGGCUAGUAAACUUCAGAUGUUCAUCAAAAGUGACAUCUAAUAGCUUCACUGCUGGACCACUUUCUAAAUAUUUGUCGAGGACUUAAAUUUGAUCUUCAUUACUUCGUUCAUGUAGCCCUGCCUUAAACUAAUCGACUGAGAAUUUGUAAGGAUUACACUUCAACAAAUUGAAUUGGUACCAAUUUGAGAUUCCCUUCUCUCGUUUGUUGGGGUCCUUUCCACCUCUUCCACCUUCUCACUAGCAACAUACAUUUGAUGGUCAUAUGCAUACAUCUUGAUGCUGCUUUUGUCAGUGUUGUAUACGGAGUCGUCCUCGAAAACAUUCAAAAUUUGAGCCUUGGCGCAUCCUCUAAACAUUUCUUUCCAUUCGCUUGAAGUCUCAGUUGAAAUUCUGACAUCAUUCCGAUGUUUGCGUUGGUGAAACCAUAAUAUUAUGCCCUCAGCUUCGCCAAUAAAACUGCAAUUGUAAAAUGUGGGCGCAGUACGUUGAGUUUAAAAUAGAAAUAAGGUAAAAUCUAACAUUGUUAUUUGCUGCGGUUCUAAGAAUAGCAGCAAAUUAUUGUUUUCACGGUUCCAGCUUAUUGACAGCUGUCACGGAGAGUCAAGUAUAAAAGGGCGGGAUUUUACUGAGGUGAUCAUUCUAAGCUGACAUCGCUGCCUGAAUUUCGUUUGUCAAUGCUUUUUUUUCUUUUGUGUCAUUUGAAUUUAUUGUAGUUCGUCGUUGAUGUACUCAUAAUUUUGUAUUCCAGUUCAACCUCUCUCCCAAGAGAUUCCUGUUACGUGUCUGGCUCUGCUUUCGGGAGGGUUCAGGUUUUCUCCUUAGUUAUAUAAGGGGGCUUUUCCUGACCGGCAGCUGCACGAUAUCGUCUUUAUAACAUUAUCGAUCAAAGAAUUUUACUUAUUUUAGAACUUUUUACAUUUUUCCUGCUUCACUGCCUUUGCAGUACUUAAGUGUUUGUAUUUGUCCAAAUAAACGGGGACGGAUGUUCGCAUUACGCUGGGCUUCUAUCCAGUACAGCAGUCAGUUUUCCUAUUCAUUGUUUUUCACUGCUCACCCUUUCAACAGUAGGGAAUAGGGAAAACUUAAACUCUAUUUAUUUUAUGUAAGCAACCUUACACAAGCCUUGUGUGAGGACUCUUACACAAGGCUUGUGUAAGGUUGCUUACACAAGGCUUGUGUAGGGACUAUUACACAAGCCUUGUGUAAGGACUCUUACACAAGCCUUCUGUAAGUAUCUUACACAAGCCUUGUGUAGGGUCACAAGCCUUGUGUAGGGACUCUUACACAAGCCUUGUGUAGGGUCUCUUACUCAAGCCUUCUGUAAGCACCCUUACACAAGUCUUCUGUAAGGACUCUUCAUACAAGCCUUGUGUUAAAUACUUACACAAGCCUUGUAUAAAGAGUCUUACACAAGCCUUCUGUAAGCCUUCUUACGCGUUCUGUAAGUAUCUUACAAAAGGCUUGUGUAAGCUCUCUUACGCGUUCAGUAAGAACUCUUACACAAGCCUUCUGUAAUUAUCUUAGGAAAGCCUUCUGUAAGUCAUACACAAAAGACAACAAAAACUUUUUACAUACUUUUUAAGUGUUAAAGAAGGCGUUAGUAAGAAGGACUUUUAGUAAUGAGCUAUUUUAAUUAAAUUGCGUUAAUUAGUGACACGGCAACUAAAAUAGGGUAAUUUUAGUGCAGUGGAAUAUGUAAGGUCUGGUAUAUUAUAUUCUGUUACUGUUCUUAUAUAAGGUUCUGUGCCCAGCGGCUAAGAUUGAUCCUAAUUAUUAACUUAUCCAAGGCCUUCGACACUGUAAAUCAUGAUAUCCUACUUGGUACGAUACUUGCUAAUCUAGAGUUUUAUAGGGUUCGCGUUUCUACUUUACAGUGCUUCAAGAGUUGUCUUCGUUUAGAACUCAGUUUGAACGGGACUUUGUAUGGAUAUAAUUCCUUCUCUAAAUAUACAUUAUUGUCGAGUGCCCCAAGGACCGAUUUUAGGUCUAGUAUGUUUUUGUUAUACAUCAAUGAUUUGUGCAAUGUGUCAAAGGCCUUCGAUUUCAUGCUAUUUGCCGAUAAUACUAACAUAUUUUGUUCUCGUUAAGACCCAAAUCAACUGAUGGAAAAUUGUGAAUUCCAAAUUGAAGAAAUUACCAAGCUGGUUUCAGGCUAUUAAGCUCUCUAUUAUUUUUCUAGUAUUCUAAGCAUUACAAAUGAAGUUUAUGCCUUAAUAAGGACUCCUUAUUGUAAGUACUUUCUAUUGUAGUUUACAAAAGUCUGCAGCUGAAAUUAUCAGUAAAAUAUCAAACGUUUACAUACUCUUUAUCAACGGCUUAUUAGGAUAGUUUUCAGGAGUACUUUUGAUGCAAAUACCAAUACCAUUUUUAUGAGCUUACGGAUUCUAAAAUUAGAAGAUAUUAUCAAACUUCGAAUAGGCAAAGUUAGGUAUAUUACAAAAAUGGCCUUCUUCCUGAUAGUUUCAAUAACAUACCAGCAGAGGGGGAUAGUUUGAGCUGGACCACACCCAAGCCGUGAAUGUGAUCACUUAGGGACGAGUCAUAAUUUAAGUUGGAGGGGGGAGUGGAGGAGAAAUUGUUUUUUAUUCAAAAUUUUUUCCGCACCCCCACUAAUAGCACCCAUGUUUUUUAGGUACCCCCCCUUCAAUCAUGUUAAAAGAUUUAAGGGCCCCCCUUUCUUAUACAUAAUACCCAAAUGGUAAUAACAAAUAACAUUUUCUUUACUUUACCGUUCUUACUCACUGUCACUUUCGGAUGUGCCAACUAACAACAGAGAAGCACUUCACACUAAACUGAGAAAGAGAUUUCACCUAGAGCCUCUCAAACAGCUUAUAGAGCAAGGAUAUAUCAGUGAUUGUGUUAUAAUUGAGAUAAGACAAGCCAUCGAAAGGUGAGAGGCCGACAGGACCGCUUCAAGGAAGAAAGAAAAUAAUCAGUCAAAGCUUACUGCUUUUUAUAUGAGCAGUACAUGCUCUAAUAGCAAAAAACUUGACGGUGACACAGACAGUGAGUCCACAUCAACCUCAUCUACAAAUAAUGAAUGGGAUAGUGAGAUUGCAUAACAUGACUUUAUGCACGUAAUCAUUUGUUAAAAUGCUGAUGAAAUUGUUUCAGUGUUACACAAUAAUGGAUGUUGUGUUGAUGCACCUACUAUUUGAGCAUUAAAUCUUUUUGUAAAAAAGCUGAUUAAAUUGUUUUAGUAUUACACAAUAUAGGACUUUGUGUAAAACUGAAUCAAAAUCAGGUCCUUUCAUACUCAAACAUCGUGCUGCUCAGUACGGAUGCUACUUAAAAGAAACUUAAAGACCCCCCAAGGUCAUCUUUUGGCAUUUUAAGGCCCCCCAUAUUCCAUCCAAAAAAAAUUGAAGGCCCCCCAAUUUUUGUAGAGAGGAUGUCUCUCUGAGAAUUCAGAUCAGAAGGAGUGAAGAUCGGCGACUCUGAAUUGACACAGAGUUUGAAGCAGGGACUCCUAGCGGUUACGGAAAAUCUCAAACAAGAAGGUCAGCUUGUCCUAAAAGGUGCAGCGAAAGUUUUUCUACAGAGAAUGUCAAUUAGGUUAUCUGGGCUAUCCCUUUGUCCCUCUAUAAUGAAGUGCUGGCAUCUAACAGGUUUACACUGCCCGUCCUGCGAUAUUUAAUGUCUAGACUCAAGUCUGGCCAAUAUAAUUGCUGACCUACAACAACUAGACAGAGAAAUAAGAAAGGUGAUCACCUAGAGCGGAGGCAAACACCCCUUAGGAUCUACAGAACUGAUGUACCUCCCUGGGAAACACUGAGGAAGAGGCGUUAUAAAAGUCAGUGAAGGAAUAAUAUAUAUUGACUAAGAUCAAAGCGGCGGUCAAGCUGUACACUAACCAGACCCCGUAAUUCAGGUGGUUAGAAGGUAUGAAGAGACUGUUGAGGAAAGUGGUCGACGAGCGUUAAUUAAAGAUGCCAAGAAAUAUGCCCAGGAACUGGGUUUGGAACUUCAACCCAAUUCCCGUUACUAAAACAGAUGAGGUGAAUGGAGCGUUAAUUGGGAGAUGCGCCAAGAAAAAAAUUAGUGAAAAAGUGAAUAGAAGAAGUUAACAGUGAAAACUGGCCACGAAACUGCUAGUGGCAACGAGGUGGAAUGACAACGACUUGGACGGUGACUUUUUUGCGUGGCUAGCAGCCUGGAGAUCAGUCAGCCGUCUAGUACCAUCGCUGGCGCACAGGAGUUGUACCAGUGGCUCCUUUCAAUGAAAGUUUAUCAACAUGAGAAGAAGGAUUGAAUCCAUUACCUGAUGUCACAUGCUGAAUAGUCCACGCCGCGCGUGCUGGCUGGCUGCUCGGCGCUGGCGCAGACCAAAUACCUCGCUCGGCACAAUUCUCUUUGAGUUGCUAAAAAAACCUGACAAUAUUCCCCCUUAGUUUUCUCCUACCGAACCAAAACCAGUAGGCCAAAACCAGAGAACUAAGGCUUAUUGGGAUGUGCUAGUUUAUGCACAGAACACUGAAGUCAGAGUAAACACAAUGAAUGUCAGAAUAAUUAAUAAUGAAGAUAAGAAAGUCACACUACUAGAAAUGAGCUGCCCUUGGUUGGAAAACAGAGAAGCAAAGGAGUCGGAGAAGAUCAUGAGAUUGGCGCCACUUAACUUCGUCGGUUUUGAGCUCAAGAUGCAGAAGUGACCCAGGGGUGAUGAUAUCAUUGAGGUGCAUCUAUGAACACGGCUAAGAGUAUAAAGGCUUUGAUCAGAGAAAGGCCAGGAAGGAAGACACUAAGGAAAAUGCAGAAAAGUGUUUUGUCACACUCUUUGAACAUUGCAAGAUCAUUUAAAAUCCUUACAUAGCUUUGAGCUAUGUUUUAAGAGACUUGAAAGUUAUGAUUAUCUUAUAAGGCGUAAUCCAAUUUAACUUUUAGCAAUUUUUAGGCAUUUUUUAAGUACCUUUAGGCAACUUUCAACACAUUUUCUGUAACUUUUAGUUGUUGUUUUAAAUACGUUUUAGGCAAUUUUCUGACUUAUUUUUCUGGACUUUUUUUAAUAAGAGGCAAAGGAACUUGAAUUUUUUUCUUAACAUUUUUAAUGAAGUUUAUUGGUUGUACAUAAUAUCUAGAUUUUAAGAGUGUUCCAGAUUUUAGAUUUAGUCCACAGAUUAUAAAAUGCACCCGGUGUGUGUGUGUAUGUGUGUGUGUGUUUUUUUUUUGUCACUUAAGAGCUUUGAGAAGUUUUUACUGCCAUAAUAAUAAUAAUAAUAAUAAUAAUAAUAAUAAUAAUAAUAAUAAUAAUAAUAAUAACAAUAAUUAUAAUAAUAGUAAUAAUAAUAAUAUAUUUUUUAAUAAUAAUAAUGUCGAGCUAGAUUCGCGGCUACCGCUAGCAGCCUGCAGACCAAAACAAGACAAUAAAACAUUUUAUAAUUUAGUCCCUUUAUUACCAAAACGAGGAAUUUACAUUAGGGUCUGUACUUCUAUCUUUUUUCUUUUCUUAUUUUCCCAACAGGUUCCGGCUGCCAAGCUCGAUAUGAUUCCCAGGCAUUUCUUUUCUCGCUGGUUAACAAACCAGGAUGGGCGCCUGUGAAACUGCCUCAGACAGGGCAACAUAGUUCUAACGACAAUUCCAUAUACGACUGCUCGUCUUAUGGACCUAUUUUCGGAGGAGGCCAUGACAUUAUCAUUUACAACUACGCGCCAUCUAGUGGCAGUUCCAGUACCAACCUUGGCUAUAGCUACAGCCCACCGAGCGGGUACAACUAUGGAGACACCUUCACCCAGAAUUUUUUGGCAGGCACUUACAACUUUACUCCAGACGAAUUAGAAAUAUUCUACGAAACUACCUAA
Messenger RNA from Porites lobata, 13735 nucleotides. Lineage: Eukaryota; Metazoa; Cnidaria; Anthozoa; Scleractinia; Poritidae. The record is from the annotation of a GenBank genome assembly.